Hydra vulgaris (swiftwater hydra) is the source of this 1365-nucleotide messenger RNA. RefSeq names its product ectin. NCBI's taxonomy places the organism in Eukaryota, Metazoa, Cnidaria, Hydrozoa, Anthoathecata, Hydridae. The record is from RefSeq and is a predicted model, not a curated record.
UUUGCAGCUAUGGUUAAUGGUUUAAUCUCUUUUUUAAAAAAAAUUGGCGCACGUUAAUGCAAAAUAGUUGUAAUUAGUUAUUUUAAUUAAUGCAAGUUGUAGAAAUUUCAAAACGUUUUUGUACAUUUUAAACAGUCGUAACUUUCAAAAUGACAAUUUACUUUAUGCUACUUUCUUGGUUAGUACUUCGGUCUAAAGUUUUAGCUGACACAUCAUCAAAGGUUUCUAUAACAGUAAUCAGAGAUCCUGAAGCAUGUUUGUUUGCACAUAACGUCAUUAGGAGCAAAUGGCAUAAUACUGCGGUGUUAGUGUGGGAUGAUGACCUUGCUUACAAUGCUGAAAAAUGGGCAAUACAUUUAGCACUAGGAAAUAUGAAACUUACACAUUCCAUGCCUCCUGGCUCCAUGAUUGACGAAAAUAAUGAACGAUAUGGAGAAAAUCUUUACUUAAUGGAAGGAAGCGUGUUACAAAGAUGCCGCGAUGCUGUGCUUUAUUGGUAUAUGGAGAGAAAAACUACAAACUAUGACUUUAACAAUAUUGUUUACAACAAUAAUGCUGGUCAUAUGCAACAACUGUUAUGGAUUCCUACAAGUAAAUUUGGAGUUGGAAUCACAACAGCGUUUGGAAAAACUUGGAUAGUAGCUCAGUAUAAACCUCCAGGGAACUCUCAAACAGAUAACUUAAACAAAUUUAUUAACAAACCAGUCAAAGCUGGGUACCCUACGUUAUCAGAUUUAACAUCAGCAAGCAAUUCUAAAGAGGUAAGUUUUGUCUUAAACUUACCUCCUGCAUCUCCAGUACCUGAAUGCAAAGAUGAUAUAAGUUAUUGUUACCAAUAUCCUGGUUGCCAAGACUCAGUUAAAAAUUGGUGUAAAAAAUCAUGCAAACUUUGCAAACCAGGAAGUAAAGUAGAUGGUGGUUGGACUGAAUGGACAAAGAUUUCAGAAUGUUCAGGCGAUAACAAGUAUGAAGAAGUUCGUUAUUGCAUGAAUCCAAUUCCAAGAGAGGGAGGUAGAGAUUGUGUUGGAGAUGACCAGCGUUAUCAUGUUUGUAGCAACUGCGAAUGUGAUGAUGUCAUUGACACUUGUGAUCAAUAUAAAAGAGCUGGUUAUUGCGAAAAGACAAUAGAUUGGGCAAAAAUAAAUUGUUGUAAAACAUGUUUUUGCGAUUCUUCAGAAACAGUUUGUCAAAAUUAUCAUGAUGAUUGUAAUGCUUUCGCUAGUCGAGGUGAUUGUGGUUCGCCGGAAUUUACAACUUGGAUGCAAGCAAACUGUGCAAAAGCUUGCCAAUUUUGUUGAAAAUAGUAAACCAUGAUUAAAAGUAUUGUAGUUUUAAUGGAAGUAUUAAAUAAAACUUUUUGCAAUA